This is a messenger RNA of Puccinia triticina, 918 nucleotides long. RefSeq lists its product as uncharacterized. The coding region runs from base 1 to 918 and encodes 305 amino acids. The record is from RefSeq and is a predicted model, not a curated record. The transcript is spliced from 2 exons. NCBI's taxonomy places the organism in Eukaryota, Fungi, Basidiomycota, Pucciniomycetes, Pucciniales, Pucciniaceae.
AUGCGUUUUGCUUUAGUUGCCGGAGCUCUUGUCCUUGGUGCCACCGUUUCCGAAGGGCGCUCGAUUGCACCCAGCCCAUCGAAAAGAACGACAGAGCACAUCGAAUUUGCCACCCCUUCCCGCAACUUAAAAAGAUCACGUCAAGACAGCGGCUGGAAUCCCGCAACCGAGACAGAUGAUGUACCCUCCAACCAGGAUGGCAUGGACCCAUCGGCAUACCAACCUAAAACCCCCAGCGAUGGAAAAAAGAAUGCUCAUAAAGCUUCGAAAAAACAUCAUGAAGCAGCGACCUCAGACGCCGCCUACCGGACUGCCUUGCCCGACCCACUAGAGUCGACCGUAGACUCCGCCGCUGAUACUCUCAGCAAAAAACUCCCUCAAGAGAUUCAAUAUCAAAUCAUCCCUGUUUCCUCAUCCAACUCAUCCACGCAAGACUCGCCUGCAUCUUCCAAUCGUGCAUACACCAUCACGCCGGUAUCACCCGUGGCAAACGCGGUAGCCGACGUCGCCCCUGACGUCAAAGAAGCUCUUAACGAGGGGAUCUCCAGCUCGACCCUCACGGGAAUGGUCACCCAUCUUCAAACCAAGCAGGAAUCCAAGCCAGCUAUGGCUCUCCUCAGGGCCAUCGAAAAAUACCGACUGGCGGUAUCUGAAGACAGUAAAGUGGAUGUGAAUGAUGCCCAGUCGAGAUCAACCACCCUUCCGAAGCCAACCAACAUCGCCAAGUCCGUGUUGUCCGGGUCACCCCUGGCUCACACACCCCACACGCCUGCAUCAUCUUUGCUCGAUUCGACACCCGCUAAGGCCGAUCCUUUGACUCAGCUACCCGGCUUCAUCCCUGCAAACACUGUCGAUCCCUCUUCCCUGACCAACACUAUUGAUCCUCUUGCAGACAGUACUGCCGCUUGGAACCAAUAG